Messenger RNA from Porites lobata, 3257 nucleotides. The record is from the annotation of a GenBank genome assembly. NCBI's taxonomy places the organism in Eukaryota, Metazoa, Cnidaria, Anthozoa, Scleractinia, Poritidae.
GUGAUUGUUUCGAACAUGGCGGCUUGAAAGUCUGAUCGAUCUACUCACCAGGAAUGCAAUUCCAAAGGCAAAUUUUAUCUAGAAUAGCUGCUUCCUGCAUUCAUGCACGAAAACUGAACAGCUGCAGUAGUAAGUUGAUCACAAGAAAUUCGGAUAAAGGUAAACAGUGUUUAUUAAUAAUUACAAGAGGGCACAUCUGUUGUAACCUGAAUUCAGUCGUUUUCUCCUCUGAGUAAUAACGACUCGAAGUAAUCGGAUGAAAUUGAGGCUAACAUCUGUUGUCCAUGAAUCUUUCCUUCCUUCCUUUUUUUCCUUAUUAUUUUCAGUUGUUUCGCACUGUAGUCCCUGGUAGUCGUAGUUCCUCUCAUGACAUUAAAAUGAAGUGGCCAGAUAUCUGUACCGAAUAAACUGUUACAUACACGUAUCACUCUCGGGCCGCCCCUGUUUCACCAAAAUGUUUCAAAAAAAAUCAUUCGCCGCGCUCUCAAAGUUGACUGACACAUCAAAAGAAAUUGGAGAGAUGUAAAAUGAAAUAGAAGCCACAUUUGCAAAAUUAAGUCGGUAAAGUGCCAGUGUUCGUUCCAUUCCAUCACUCUUUGAUGGACGAGGUGUAACGCAGUGGAGGUCCAGAUUUAAAAGAAAUGGCCGAGUAAUCUGAAGUUUAGCUGGAUAUAAAACUUAGCAUAAAUAUAAAUAUAUAUAUCAUUUGCUGUCUUGUCUGGCAAGUAAUCUACUGAUUUCGUUGGAGGCUAUAUAGAUUGUUUGGUGGCGAGAUGUCUGUUUCAUGCAUAUCACUAUGGUACCGUGGAGCAAAGCUCUUGAUGUACGGUCACACUUUCCCACCAAACCAUAAUCACCACCAAGAAAUGUAUGAAAAUGUGUAAUUUUCUUAAUACUUGUUGAAAGGACAUGUCUUAAAAGGAGAAUUCCUUCACUUUAAUUUUACAAUGAAAUGGUCAAGUGACAACAUUACCCUACUAAGUAUAAAAAGGGCUUUUGAAUUUUAAUAACUUGCGCCUCUUGAGUGAUGCAACUUAAGCCGUUUAAAAAGUCGCAAGUAAACAGGUACACAACAAGUGAAACAAAACCACUACUUAAUCAUGUUUACAAAAAAAAUAGAUAAAAUAAAAUAACUGUUAGUUUUUUGAGUGAUUGUAUGGAAGGUAAGGAUCCUUAGGUAUUCUGGGAAUAAAAACAUUGCAAUCAUUGGCACAUGCACGAGUCUCAGGCCAACUUGACAUUCAUCAAACCUUUUAUCAAUGUUUAGAGUGUUAACUCCCUCCCUUUAAGCCCCAAUAUCCACAUACAAUUUCUCCAAACUGAUCUCUGUACAUUUCCAUAAAGAAUGUGUUGAGAGAAUUUGAUAAAAGAUCAAGGCAUUAUCUCUUUGGUGAUGAUUUUAUUAAUUCUCAUAACAUAAUCUCUUGAUAAUGUGUGGAUAUCGUUAGGAGAAAAUUGAUGUUGGUCACCAUUGGGACUUAAAAGGAUUAAGGCCCUGUUCAGACACUGAUCUUUUUAUGAGCUGAACCUAAUACAGUCGCACGUCGAUUAUCCGGACUCGUUGGGACCAGACGAAAUAGUCCGGAUAAUCCAGGGUCCGGAUAAUCGAAAAUAUGAAUAUUAAUGAAGAAGAAAACUGAUAAAAUUGAGAAAAUGACUUUUGAUCGUGAAACAAGACUUUAACAAAUUGUUGGGGGGACCAGAAACUGGAGUGCCAGAUGUUUGUUGCUGAAUAAACCAGACAUACAGGGCUUUAUUGAGCUCUUCAUCGUGUGCAACUGUCAGUGAUUUUUGCUUCUGUCCUUUGCUGGUCUCGUUGUACAUUGGAAUUAAGUACAUGAAAAGUUCGGCGUCUGAAUCAGUUAGGAAUGCCUAUUUCAAUUUGGAAUGGCUCAGCCGUUCUUCACGCCUAGCCUGGCCGGGAAUUGUGACUGUGGAACGGCCUUGGAGUAGCUUUGAUUCAGAUGCUAAACUUUUCAUGUACGGAACCUACAUGGCAUAAAUUAUAAUUAAGUAUUUUGCAAGCAGUUUGAUCAAAAUGAGCAUUUUUCUCCUUUUGAAUUAAGUUCGGCAUCUGAAUCAAUUCAGGCAGUCCAAAUAGUUUGGGUCAGGUUAAAUUCAUAAAUAGGUUCAGCUCAUAAAAAGUUUUAAGUUUGGUGUCUGAGCCAGGCCUAAGAGGAGGAGAAGUACAACAUAAAGCUCAUCAAUAUUAUGAUCUACAGAUAUGUAUUUGGGCUGGCACAUUUGUAGGGGAAUCCUGUAGUCUCUGUCUUUGAAGUUUGAUGUUGUGCACGAAGGGUAACAAAGCAAGGUCUGGUUACAGGUUUUAACUGUAUGGUAAAAUGUUAAGGCGAUUUGGCCUGUGUCAUAUGCUGAUCAUUUCCUAUUUUGCUUCUCAUUCUCAUUGUAGAUGCAAAACUUUUAUUGUCAAUGAAACCCGUAAAUGACACUUACUAUACAAGCAACAUACCAUCAACUUCUUCGUUACCUAUCCUACAAACAUUCAUCUUUCCUUGGAUUAACUCAAGUGAUAUUUACAGAGAUGUGCACAAUAACUGCAGCCCUAUGGUCUCAAUAAAAUUCCCACAUGCAUCUGUUCUUGAGCAGCAAAUUCACGAAUUCAUAUUUCCGUUCUACUUGCCAAAUGCUGACAAGGUUAUUGGUGAUAAAGAAUCUCAGGAACUCACCAUGGGCGAUGAAACAAAAGAUAUUCCUACAGUAGCUUUCAGCAGUAUACUGAAAAAACGUCACAAGAGGAUGAAGAAACACAAGUAUAGGAAAAGACGGAAGCUAGAAGUAUUCAAGCGUAGGCGUUUGCAAAAUAUCAAGGACCGAAAGAGGCGUGCUAAAGAGAGGAAAGAAGAGCGUCAGAUGAAAGAACAGGGGGCCAGUGGUUAAGCUGUGGCUAGUGAGUGAGGUGUCAUUGUAUAGCGCCAAAAAAUAUCCAUACCCUCCCACCUCCUUUCCAUGGAGCUUCAAAUACAGAUGUUUUUAGUGGGAAGGGGGUUCUGGAAUUUCCAGAGGGGGAGGGAGAAAACCUACCCUGAACCCCCCCAGUGGGGGGAGUAUGUAUAUUUUCUGGAAAAAUACAAUUUGACGUCAAGUUUUAAGAUCCAAAUUGUGAGACAUUUACUCCUGUCAGGCUAAAGACCUUGUUAUGAUGCUUUCUUAUUUGCCAUAGAGCUAUUAUUUGCUGUGAUCUCUUGUCAUGACAUCAUGGCUAUCAUGAAUAUUAAAAAUAAACUCAUGUAAUGUGC